AUUGGCAACGACACUGGCUUUCAAAUUUUUGUGGUCUCGAGCAUCCACUGCACCUUUGCGCAACAGCCGCUCUUCAGUUGAGAGGUCUAAGUGCACAAAGGCAGCUUCCGAGGGGGCAGCGUCAGAGCGAGAGAUGUUACAUUUGGGGGGUGCAGCAUGGAGCGACCCCAUUCUGCUCUGAGGAAAACCCCUCAUUUCCUCCGCAAGCAGCCCUUUAAAGAGCAUUCUGAGGUGGAAGAACCCCAGACUGAACUGGAGAGAACCCCUACCAAAGAUGAGUACUGCCAGACAGAGAACGACCAGCACAGCUGCUGUCAGCCUGACACACCUAGAGUGGAGCCUGGUAACACGCCCUACGUAUAUGCUACUGAGCCUGGAGACCCACCAUUACUGCAGCAACAGCUUCAGACCUCUAAAUCUGGAAUUCAGCAAAUCAUUGAAUGCUUUCGAUCAGGCACAAACCAGCUCAAACACAUUCUUCUGAAGGAAGUGGACACCAUCUUUGAGUGCAAACUCUGCAGAAGCCUGUUUCGUGGUCUACCCAACCUCAUCACACACAAAGAAUUCUACUGCUUCCCCAGGCUACCCUUACCUGAUGAUCCUUCAAGACAGGACAGACAGAGCCAAGCCAUCAAAGACCUUUUGGAAGCCAUCUACCCAAGGUCAGACAAGCAGGAGUAUGUGGUUCGACUUGAAGCCAUUGAGACCAACCCUAAUGCUGUGUUCCAACACAUAUCCCCAGUCGUUCCUCAGGACCACUCUGAUCACAAUCCCAGCCAGCAAGACUCAGAGUUACAGCAAAAGUGCUCUCACAAAUCUACAGAUGUCAUGCAAAGGCCUGAACAGUCAGAUCCCAAGGCAAGGCCAGAAGCUGUGCCAGAUAUAAGGGUUAAUGAUGAAGGUUCUGGCGAUCAAAAAACGGAUCAAGCAGAACAGGGGGAAGGAGAGGAGGAGGAAGAGGAAGGUAGCACCUCUGAGAUGAAGGAUGUGAGAAUCUCCUGUUGCCUCUGUGGGAAGGACUUCAGCUCACGUCGAAGCGUGCGCCGGCAUUGCCGUAAAAUGCACCGGCAGAAACUGGAAGAGCUGCGCAAGUUCACCGAAACACGCACUGUGCCCAUCAGCCUACUAUCUGUGGUCAAGACCAAGAGCCGUGAAGAACCACUGCCAGCCUCUGGCAAGUGCUGCCCCGUGUGCCACAAGUCCUUUGCUACCAAGGCCAACGUUCGUCGCCACUUUGACGAGGUUCAUCGUGGCUUGCGGCGAGAUUUCAUCACGCCUGAAAUUGCUACAAGGCCUGGUCAACCACUUUUGUUAGAGACUUCACCUGCAUCUCAGAAACAGGCCAGUACUCUUUCAAACCAGGGUGAGUACAACAUAGCCAGCUGCCGUUGCAGGCUGUGCAAGAGGAAGUACAGUUCACAGGUCAUGUUAAAGAGGCAUAUGCGCAUUGUGCAUAAAGUCCAAAUGUUAGAAAAUGGUUCUGCCACCUCACGACCUCUCCUCACUAGCAAAUCAAAAAUAAAAACAGAGCCUGUAGAUCCGGUCCGCACCAGGACUGAGGCCUUGCCCUCCACUUCCACCUCUUCAUCGAAGCUCUCUGCAAGUUUUGACUUUAAAAAACUUUACUGCAAGCUGUGCAAGCGACAGUUCAGUUCCAGCCCAAACCUGACUAAACAUAUUGAGCUGCACACAGACGGCAACGACAUCAUCUACAUCAAGUUCUACGGCUGUCCGCUCUGCAAGUACGAGUCUAGACGGAAACGGGACGUGAUCCGACACAUCACAGUGGUCCACAAGAAGUCUUCUCGCUAUUUGGCUAAAAUAAUGCCCAUGCUCGAGAGCCGGGCGGUGAAGAAGCCGGCAGAAAUGGUGCUUAACAGCUCUGUCAAGAAGGUGUCUCCAAAAGAGGGAGCCAGUGUAAAACAUGAAGCCCCAGGCCCCAACGCAACCAAACAGGACCCUUCAUCAUCAUUUAGCACACGCCAGUCAGACCCUGCACUGCCCCCGGACACACAGAAACCAGACCCCCCAGUUUCACCCAACACAAGGAAGCACGCUGCCCUUAUGGCACUCAAUACACGGAAACACGAACUUCCAGUUUCCAGCAACACACGGAGGCAAGAUGCCUCCAAGAACCCCCACAUAACCCGUAGUCACGAUCCUCCAAAAUGUUCCCCUGUCACAAGACGACAAGAAGCCAGCACAGAGGUUAAAGUGACCAAAAACUUUUCUCUCCACGGAUGUGACAUGUGUGGUAGGGCUUUUGCCAAAAAGCUCUACCUGGAGACCCACAAGCGGAGCCACAGAGUGAGCAUCACCUCCCCUAGUAGGGACUCCAGAGUGAAAGGAAGGAGCACGCGAUCAAAGACAAUGAUUUGGUGA
Molecule: messenger RNA, 2382 nt
Organism: Chanos chanos (milkfish)
Lineage: Eukaryota; Metazoa; Chordata; Actinopteri; Gonorynchiformes; Chanidae
Gene: znf800a
Product: zinc finger protein 800a
Source: RefSeq, a predicted model, not a curated record